This is a messenger RNA of Populus nigra (black poplar), 2069 nucleotides long. Its product is annotated as equilibrative nucleotide transporter 3-like. NCBI's taxonomy places the organism in Eukaryota, Viridiplantae, Streptophyta, Magnoliopsida, Malpighiales, Salicaceae. Gene Ontology annotation, molecular function: nucleoside transmembrane transporter activity. Gene Ontology annotation, biological process: nucleoside transmembrane transport. The record is from RefSeq and is a predicted model, not a curated record. The transcript is spliced from 10 exons. The coding region runs from base 511 to 1785 and encodes 424 amino acids. Gene Ontology annotation, cellular component: plasma membrane.
CACCCACAUGGACACAACCGCUUAUUUUUGUACAUCCACAUUGGUCCUUUGAACAGCCACCUCUUCCUUUCACAUUCCAAAUUUAUCUAAAAUUUUGGAGUAUCUUAAAGAAUCUUUUCAUCUCCUGAUUUGUUUCUUAAUCAUAGCAACCUUUUAUGUUAACACAAUAGUAUUCCUACACAACCUUAAAGAUUGCUUGAUGUCAGCAUUUAUAUUCAGUGCUCAGAGCGAAUAAUGGGGUCAAACCAAUCAAUUUUGUUUUGGAUACAGAGAACUUUGCUCUGGCAACACCACCUCCACACUCGAAGAUUUAAAAGUGAUCAAGAUUCUUUGGGUUCCCUUUCUUAUCUUUCCUAGCUUUAUAAGGAAUCUUGAAGGGCAAAAGCAAGGCAACAUUGCUGUCUUAUCUGCUUUAACGCGGCAGCCCUCCAUUUCAUUAACAGCAGUAGGAGUUUGCUUUGCAGAUCAUAAUACAGCUCUCUUCAAAGAUAAAGAAGGGAGGGGCUAGCCAUGACUAUUGCAAAUGGAAAAAUUGAUGCUCCUACUCCAACAAGACCUGGGGGAAAAACUAAAGGAAUUGUAGUUUGCUGGUUUCUUGGACUAGGGUCUCUGAUCUCAUGGAACAGUAUGCUGACCAUAGGAGAUUACUACUAUACUUUGUUCCCGAAAUACCAUCCUUCAAGGGUACUUACCCUUGUUUAUCAACCAUUUGCAAUCGGAACAAUGGCAAUACUGGCAUAUAAUGAGGCAAAGAUCAAUACUAGAAAGCGGAACAUAGCCGGUUACAUACUCUUUACUGCAAGUACUCUGAUGCUUAUGGUUGUGGAUUUGGCCACGUCAGGAAGAGGAGGCGUUGGACCUUUUAUUGGUAUAUGUGCAAUUGUUGCUGCUUUUGGAGUUGCAGAUGCUCAUGUUCAAGGUGGGAUGGUUGGAGACAUGGCUUUCAUGUGUCCAGAAUUCAUGCAGUCUUUCUUUGCUGGGUUGGCUGCAUCAGGAGCUCUGACCUCUGGUCUGAGAUUGAUCACAAAAGCAGCAUUUGAUAAAACUAAAAAUGGUCCUCGCAAGGGAGUUAUGCUAUUUCUAGGAAUUUCCACUUUCGCGGAGUUCCUAUGCGUGUUGCUGUAUGCAUAUCUCUUUCCUAAACUGCCAAUAGUGAAGUACUACCGCUCAAAGGCAGCCUCUGAAGGAUCAAAGACUGUUUCAGCUGAUCUUGCUGCUGCUGGCAUCCAAACAUCAGCAGACCUGCAUCAAGCUUCUGAUGUUGCCAAAUCUCCGGAGCGAUUAAGCAACAAACAACUAUUGUUCCAGAAUAUAGAUUAUGCACUUGACCUAUAUUUGAUAUACGUGCUGACACUGUCGAUUUUCCCGGGAUUCUUGUAUGAAAAUACUGGUGAACACCAGUUGGGAACAUGGUACCCUCUUGUUCUAAUUGCAAUGUACAAUGUGCUGGAUCUCAUCUCAAGAUACCUCCCCCUUGUUCCAUGGUUGAAGUUGGAGUCCAGAAAGGGCCUCAUGAUUGCAAUUCUCUCUCGUUUCCUACUCGUUCCUGCAUUCUACUUCACUGCGAAAUAUGGUGAUCAAGGAUGGAUGAUUUUUCUCGUUUCUUUCUUGGGACUAACAAAUGGCUAUCUCACUGUCUGUGUCCUAACAAUUGCACCAAGAGGCUACAAGGGGCCUGAGGCAAAUGCACUGGGCAAUUUACUUGUGCUGUGUUUAUUGGGUGGCAUAUUUUCAGGGGUUGCCCUUGAUUGGCUUUGGCUCAUAGGCAAAAAGAAUGCCUUCUAGAGAGCCAAAUCUAUCUGCAACUGAUAAAGAAAGUCGGCUCCUUUCCAUCGAUGCUACGUUGAUAUUCGAUGCUAGCCAUUCCUCAAUUUGUCACAGCAACAAAGUCACCUGCCGAAAGCCAGACAUUAGGAUGGUGGUAGUGAUUUAUCAAGGAAUUUGAUUACUGCUCUGUUAGUUCUACAUAUAAUGAUUUGUAUUUUAAACCACAUCACUAAAGAAAUUGAGGUAUGAGCACUCCAAUUACAAUUAAAAUCAAUAUAAUUAAGUUCGUAGGAUAUAUUUAA